Molecule: messenger RNA, 1520 nt
Organism: Daphnia pulicaria
Lineage: Eukaryota; Metazoa; Arthropoda; Branchiopoda; Diplostraca; Daphniidae
Product: 4-coumarate--CoA ligase 1-like
Exons: 11
Coding region: 46-1425 (459 amino acids)
Molecular function (GO): CoA-ligase activity
Source: RefSeq, a predicted model, not a curated record
GUUCACAGUGACGUCAAUUAUUACAGCUUCCUUUUGGCAACAUGGAUGUCAGGCUGCAUAUUGUCUUCUUUACAACACUCGUUCUCCCAAGAUCUUUUGUUGAAAUUAUUGCAAACUAGUCGUACUCGGCUGCUUCUGUGCGAUCAGGAAGGUGCGGAGAGAUGCUUGGCUGCUAAAGCUGAAUGCAAUGAACUAGAAGUGUUCGUUUUGGGCGAGUUCAAGGGCUGCGUUUCUUUCAAUCGGCUUAUUGAACGGAAGGCUUUUACUAUUGACGAACUCAAAAGAUCCGAUCCCUACGACCCGAAUGAAACGGUAUCCAUGGUUUUCUCGAGUGGCACUACGGGAGAACCGAAAGGAAUUCUUUUGACGCAUUUAAACAUUUAUAGUUACCUCCUCACUGCAAGACCAAACGCUAACAGACCUGGGAUGAAAACGCUCUUCGUUCCGCGGAUAGGCAAUGUCAUGGGUCUCGUGUUUGGUCUGAGAGGUGCGCUUAUUUACACUAAAACAUACCUGAUGUCUUCCUACAAGGACGAGUGGUUAUUCCAAGCCAUUGAGGAAAUCAAACCGGAACGCGCUAUGCUCUACUUACCUCACAUAUUGGCCAUAACUAAACAUCCCAAAUCAGAAGCGAGCGACUUGUCUAGUAUUGAAGCCGUAUUUACAGCCGGAAUGUCAGUUAGCAAGAACUUGCAACAAAAAUUCUUUCUAAAACUACCUUCGCUGAAGACCUUUUUUAUGUUUUACGGUAUGACUGAACUUGCCAUUGCGACAAUGCGGCCCUUCAGCGAUUAUGAGCAAAACAUUCACCGCGUCGAAGUGCUAAAAGAAAACCAUCGUUCUAAACCAGAGUCAAUUGGGCAAUUGUGUCCAAUGAAUCAAAUGAAGGUCGUGGAUGAAUGUACGCGAGAAAUGUUGGGACCAAACCAAGCAGGUGAGUUGUGCUUUAAAGGGCCUUCCGUGUUCAAAGGAUAUUGGAAUAAUCCAGAGGCAACGGCUGAUAUCAUAAUUGACGGAUGGCUCCACACAGGCGAUAUCGGCUACUACGAUAACGAAGGAGACAUAUUUUACGCCCGGAGAAGCAAAGAAUUAAUCAAAUAUCUCGGCCAUCACGUGAUUCCAUCCCAGCUCGAGACGAUUUUGAAAUCUCACCCAGGAGUCGAGGACGCUGCAGUCGUGGGAAUCAAGUGUGAAGAUUGCGGCGAAUUGCCCAUGGCGUAUGCCAUGAAGAAACCCGGAUAUGAUAAACUGGAAGCAACCAAGCUGAUCAACUUUUUACACAAUCGAGUUCACGACGAAGCUAUGCUCCGAGGAGGACUUGUGUUUAUCGACGAAAUUCCUAGAAAUGUUAUGGGCAAGAUUUCUCGCAACCAGUUGCGCGAACGAGCAGAAUUAGAGGCGUUACAUUUUACGUCAUCUCGGUAGUUUGAAUUCAGGAAGAGUGAAUUGUAAUGCGUGCGCUUCUCGAAAUGGAUAUUUCGAUCUUUUCUUAUUAAGACUUUAGACAAAUUUCAAUAAAA